Messenger RNA from Hevea brasiliensis (rubber tree), 882 nucleotides. Its product is annotated as RING-H2 finger protein ATL33. The transcript has a single exon. The coding region runs from base 203 to 751 and encodes 182 amino acids. NCBI's taxonomy places the organism in Eukaryota, Viridiplantae, Streptophyta, Magnoliopsida, Malpighiales, Euphorbiaceae. The record is from RefSeq and is a predicted model, not a curated record. Gene Ontology annotation, biological process: protein ubiquitination.
UUUUGGAGCUACUAACACACGUAGCAUCUUGAUGCUAUGCCUAAGCCAUUUUUGUUUUCUAUCCACUGCAUUUUCCCUACAAUUAUUGCUCCUACCACACCAAUCGCCACCAGCCCAGAAUCUCUCCCACUGAGCUUCCAACACGGAAAAAAACAAUCCAGAAACAAGAAAACAGAAAGAACUAUACUUUUCCUUCGCUUUCAUGGAGCACCCACCUAGUUCUAUAAUUUUCAUUUCGCCUGAACCCCCACCCUUCCCUGCACCGCCCAGAAGCGUAGAUUUGUCUCCUCUCGAGUUCAUUCUUGGUCUCCUCGCUGUUAUCACCAUCCCUGCCUUGAUCUACACCUUCUUUUUCUCUAUCAAGUGCCCCCCUAGUCCUUUCAGGAGGCGGCGCUGGACCGAUUCUGGGGAAUUUCCCGGCAUCGAUGAGAACCCAGCUGAGAAUAAAGAAGCGGUUUCGGAUGUCAAGUAUCAGAAGGAUACCCAUGUGAAGGAUAUUGGAAGCGAGUGUCCAGUUUGCUUGUCUGUUUUCGCUGAUGGGGAAGAAGUGAAGCAAUUGAGUGUGUGCAAGCAUAGCUUCCAUGCUUCUUGUAUCAAUAUGUGGUUGAAUUCUCAUUCUAGUUGUCCUGUUUGUCGAGCUUCUGUUCCUGUUAAACGUCCUAAUAAUGGGACGUCGACGGCGGUCUCCUCCUCCUCCUCUCGAGCCGAUGAUCUCCACCGUGGUUUGCCGGAUGCUACCUCUUUGGUUUGAGUACAAGAUCUAGCUUCUUACUUUAGCUAUAGCUUUCUUAAAUGGGUAUUUAAUUUUGCUUGUUCUUGUUCAAUUCCUGUUUGUUUUUGCUUACUAAAGAAAGAAAAUCAAUCUUGAUAAGAAUUGCAUAA